AUGAGUACCGUUGCCAUCUCUGCUACAUUAACACAUACAACUCCUAGCCUCGCGAAUAAGCAAAGCUGGCACUCGAGCAAUGAUCUCAGCGCGCGACGCUCCGUUCUACUGCAUAUUCUGAUGUUGCUCAAGUCCAAAUACGGCAAAAUCGAUUCCAAAAUUUCACUUAUUGGACGUCGAGCUGAGCUUGCUCUGUACAAUCAAGCGUUCUCAGUGUGGGAGUACCAUAACCCCCACACACUCGGUCGUCGAUUAUACUCACUUGUACUCAAGCUCCACUUGAACAACCUCACAAUCAUUGAAGACGCAGCUUUCACCAAUGAGAUGACCGACAGUGCGCUAUCUCGCAAGCGAAAACGUAGCUCGAAAGAGGAUUUUUCGACUAGAAAACAUAUUCAGUCGAGAAACAGCGCUCUGAUAACCAGCCCGCUCUUUUUUGACGGCAACCACGAUCUUCAGCGUCACGUGUGCUCAUUUUUGGAUGCUCGGGACGUGCUUCAGUGGGCAGCAACAUGUUCCGUAGCUGCUAUGCAGCUCCCAGCGCUUGUAACAACUAUUAACGUAACAACUGUGGCGAUGAUGAAAAUUUCUCCUUCCAUUCGUUCGAGCUUUUUCCGACGCUUUUCGAAUCUCGAAAAGUUUUUAUUAUCAGGUCAGGUACAAGCACAACAGUUAAACUACCAGGACGAAGAGAUUCUUGUUGCUCGCAAUGUGUUGGUUCGGAGUUUGCUUCAUGCUCUAGCCACAUCUCAAUUGCCAAAGCUUACUGAAUUUUCGCUCUCCUAUUGCUACUCUGAAGGGCUCGAGAGCCAUGUGACACGUCAGGUUGCAUCCGUGUUACUUGGUCCCUCGAGCAAUUUUCCACGACUACAAACGUUGUCUCUCAAGGGUAAUUGUAUCUCGGACGAUGGUGUCCUGGAUCUCUAUAAUGUCAUUGAAUUUUCAAGGCCUGGUAAAUCCUGUCUAGCUUUGUUGGAUCUUUCAGAUAAUUUUCUCGGUGAGCGCGGCCACAUUCUGAUGCAGGAGUUGGUGACGCGAUUUGAGAGGCGCGAAUCUUCUCUGGUUGUUAACGUAUUGAAUAAUCUUUUAGCGUCAGCAUGUAACGUUGACGAAGUAUCUGAGAGGCGUACUAGAUAA
This is a messenger RNA of Plasmopara halstedii, 1137 nucleotides long. Its product is annotated as Leucine-rich repeat, ribonuclease inhibitor subtype. The transcript has a single exon. The record is from RefSeq and is a predicted model, not a curated record. NCBI's taxonomy places the organism in Eukaryota, Oomycota, Peronosporomycetes, Peronosporales, Peronosporaceae. Bases 1 to 1137 code for a protein of 378 amino acids.